AUGCUCACAUCUGGUCAUCUCGCACGUUGGUUGUUACAGCUAUCCGAAUUCGAUAUCACAUGUGUAACUCCUAAGGCCAUCAAGGAACAAGCCGUGAUUAAUAUGCUAGCUUUAUUUCCCGAAGUAGAGGAAUCAACUCUUUCCGAGGAAGUCCUGGGAGAGCUGCUGGAAAUGGUUGCUACUGUUACAGAAGAGGAGCCAUGGACCCUCUACUUUGAUGGGUCUUCCACAUCAAAAGGUGGAGGGGCAGGUGUGGUGCUCAUUAAUCCCGAUGGGCAAGCUACGGCUCUCUCAUUCAAGCUAGACUUUCCAUGCACGAAAAAUGUGGCAGAGUACGAAGCUUUUAUUAUGGGAUUGUCCACAGCAAGAGAAAUGGGUGCAGAAAGGGUGAAGAUCAUCGGUGAUUCGAACCUAGUACUAAGCCAAUUGCAAGGAAGCUUUGCUGUAAAGGAAGCGACCUUGGCACCAUAUCGGACGGCUGCUGAAAGGCUCAUUAAUUCUUUCAAGCAAAUUGUGAUGGAGCACAUUCCAUGCGUCACCAAUAGGUACGCUGAUGCUUUGGUGAAAUUGGGAUCAAAGCUCUCAUUUGUACAAGAGCAGCCCAACAUCACCGUAAUAAGGAGAAGCACACCAGUGAUCGAAGCAAUGGCCCAGGAAGACCUGCUGGAAGAGGAUGAUUGGAGAAAGCCACUGAAGAAAAAAUUAGGUAAAGAGAGCAGCAUUAAAGACUUGAAAGAUUAUGUGAUUAUCUUUGGGGAACUCUACAGACGUCUUCCGGGAGGUGUUCUGACCCGGUGCGUUGAGGUGGCGGAAGCAGGAAGGAGGUUGCAAGAGGUACACGAUGACACUUGCAGCUUGAAACCAGUAAUCAGCCUGUACCGGCGCUUGCAACGCAAAGAGGAGUCAUUCACUGUUUCAUUUGUAGAAGAUUGGAGAACCCCAUACUUGGCAUUCUUUGUUGGAAGAACUCUGCCGACCAACCCCAGGCUUGCCUACAAGCUCAAAAAGACCGUAAAGAGGUAUUUCGUUGAUGGGUCAACUCUCUACCGGAAAUGGUUUAAUGGUGAGCCGCUAAAAUGCUUGGGAGAAUCGGAGGCACAUCAAGCCAUGCAAGAAAUACAUGCUGGAGAGUGCGGAGAGCACCAAGGAAUGAAGAAACUUCACCGGCAGCUACUAACUGUUGGAUAUUACUGGCCUACCAUGAAGAAGGAUGCACAUGACUUUAUUAAGAGAUACCACACAUGCCAAAUCCAUGCUAAUUUAAGUCACAAACCUCCUACAUUGCUACAAGACAUGCGCACUCCCUGA
Messenger RNA from Prunus armeniaca (apricot), 1308 nucleotides. The record is from the annotation of a GenBank genome assembly. Lineage: Eukaryota; Viridiplantae; Streptophyta; Magnoliopsida; Rosales; Rosaceae.